UCUAUCGACGACGAGGAGACGUGAUUCUUCGUUCGUCGAAAAGGGGAACCCCAUAUAUUCUGGUGAAAUCCUCCUCUUUCCGACGACCCUUUCGCCGGACCGUAGUUAUUCCCGUCCGCAUGACGGCUUUUCCCACCGGCGAGAAUUGAAGAGGAUGAGAAGUGAGAGGACUGAUUGUGGUUUCUUGGUACUAUGUCUUUCCCUGAUCUUUUAUGCACAGAGGACGCCGACUUCCUCGACCCGAACGGCUUCGACUUCCCUCUGCGGGAACCCGAUCUUCCCGGAGCGAGAGACGAGGAAGAGGAGGACGAAUCGAUUGUCAAGAUGAUCGAGCUUGAGGGCCGGUACACCCCGGAGAUCGGAUUUGCAAGGAGAUUGAGGAGUCAUCCUCUUGAGUGCUCCGCCCGUCUGGAGGCCACCGAGUGGAUUCUUGAGGCGGGAUCGUUUCUUGGGUUCAGGCCGCUGACGGUGUACCUCGCAGUUAAUUACAUGGAUCGCUUCUUAUCCGUCAAUGAUUUUCCGACAAAUGGUUGGACGUAUGAGCUAUUAUCCGUAUCUUGCCUGUCACUGGCUGCCAAAAUGGAGGAGUCUGGAGCCCCUUCGCUGCCGGUGAUACAACGGGCUGGUCUAGGAAGACACUUCUUUGAGCCCGACAGUCUUUUCAGAAUGGAGAUCGUCAUCUUGAGCAAACUGAAUUGGAAAUUACGCUCCGUGACUCCCUUCUCUUUCAUUGAGCUGUUUGCUCGCAAGGUUAACCCAAGCCAGGAGCUUAACGGACCCAUCGUGUCUCGGGGAAUCCAGCUUAUCCUUAGUAUCAUUCGAGUGGUUGAUUUUGAGAAUUUCCGGCCAUCGUCCGUCGCCGCUGCUGCGGUGCUCCUUGCGGCUCGCGAGAUCCAACAGCUCGGUCAAAUUGAUACUGGAACUACUGCAGCUUGGUACCCUGGGUUGGACAGGGAAAACAUUGUCAACUGCUGCCGAUUCAUGAAGAACAAUUUGGACGUCGCGGAAGGACCAAAAACUCCACCGAGGGAGACAGUUCCACGAAGCCCCACUGCUGUUCUUGAGCGCCAGGAUGGAACCUCCGCCGUUUCUUCAUCACCCUCAGAUUCUCAAUCCAGCAAAAGAAAGAGACUGCAGUAAGAACAGAAUACAAUUGAUUCUAACAAAUACCAACAGAAAACAAACACAGAUUUGUAAAUAAGAUGCUAGGAUAAAGAUGAGAUGACAGUAUAGAUGCUGAAUAGGUAGGAUAAAGAUGAGAUGACUGUAUAGAUGCUGAGUAGUGCUGGAUCCUAACUUUUUGCCUCUUUAGGGCACUCAGAGUUGAAGACAAAAAGAAUAUAAGCUUCAGACAUUUGUCCAAGUGAUACGUCUUUUCUUGUAGAGUUAUAGAUUGUUGUUUCCUUCGUCUUGUUUUUGAAUUGUUGAAGAAAGGGUCCUGGUGAAGUCAAUUCUGGGGUUAGUUGUCCAAGGAAGAAAUUUAUAAAGCGUGGGGGAGGGGAGGGGC
Messenger RNA from Nymphaea colorata (pocket water lily), 1507 nucleotides. RefSeq names its product cyclin-D1-2-like. The record is from RefSeq and is a predicted model, not a curated record. Gene Ontology annotation, molecular function: cyclin-dependent protein serine/threonine kinase regulator activity. The transcript has 6 exons. Gene Ontology annotation, biological process: mitotic cell cycle phase transition; regulation of cyclin-dependent protein serine/threonine kinase activity. Bases 193 to 1140 code for a protein of 315 amino acids. Gene Ontology annotation, cellular component: cyclin-dependent protein kinase holoenzyme complex; nucleus; cytoplasm. Lineage: Eukaryota; Viridiplantae; Streptophyta; Magnoliopsida; Nymphaeales; Nymphaeaceae.